UAAAUAUUUGAUUGGUGUUGAAAAAAUAUAUUCACAUAUACAUAUGAGCUGUACAAACCACAGAUGAUUACAUAGAAAAAAGAGGAGGAGCCAGGACAGAGAUGGGGAGGAGUCAGGGCUGAAAGGGGGAGGGGCCAGACAGCACAGAAUGGAUAUAAAAGACUGUGGAGCUGCUGCAUCCAGAUCAUCUGCAGACGGCGGUUCUGUGAGAUUCCUGAAUACAGCAGCAGCUCCUGAGGAAGAUUUCAUCUCAACUCUGAAAAUGAGCAAAGAAGGAAAGGAGGAACCACUGAAGCUGGUGUUGCUGGGCUACAAGAAUAUGGGCAAGAGCGCAACUGCUAACACCAUCCUGGGCCGUGAUGUAUUUCCUUCUGGGAUUGGAAGGUCCAACACGAUGCGGAAUGCAGUCGAUCACACCGAAGAGGUGGACGGGAGAGAGGUGAUGGUGGUGGACACUCCGGCCAUGUACGACAGUGGUCUAAACGAUACUGUGCUGAAAGAAGAGCUGAAGAACGCCCUGAUCUUCUGUGAUCCAGGACCCCAUGUCUUUCUCUUCGUCGUUGCUCUGGGAUCUUUCUCAGAGAAGCAUGGUGAGAUACUGAAAAAAGUGAAUAAGACGUUGUGUUCAGAUGUUAGCUCCUUCUCCAUGGUGCUCCUCACUCAUGGUGACAAGCUGAAGCAACGAGAAAUGGUAGGUCAUAUUAUUGAAAUGGAUCCGGGCUUGAAGGAACUGAUUGAGAGUUGUGGGGGGCGUUACAAGGUGUUCAAUAAUGAAGACAAGGAAAGUAAUCAGGUCAAAGAGCUUCUAGCUCAGAUUGAUGAGGAGAUGAAGAAGAGAAGCCCUGAGAAUAUGUUUUUCACAAGUCCUAUCACCAACAACUACCUCAUGCAAACCGUAGAGUCGGUUGUGGGCCUGUUCUGAAGAGGUUUUAGAGAGAGGGCGAUCACUGUGGGGAAUUGUACGGGGAAAUUUGAGCACAGUGAAUGUAACCAGGUCUAUUUGUGUGUACUGGGUAGGUCUCAGGGUAGUGGUUGAGUCUUGGAAUGGUUGAGAUGACAUCGUUAGGUACUUCUUCCCCUACACUCCUUUUACAGUAUAUAUAUGCUUCCAUUCACUUAUAUCAUUAAGCAAUGCGACAUCAGUUAUCAUCGACAUGCAGAUGAUACGCACAGCUUAGAUUUUUUUAGGGCCUUUAGAGAACUUUUGCUGUAGUAAAACAUGAUAAAAAGUUCUUAUCUUUGAUGAAUAGCUCACCUCCGCUCUCCCACAGCGUUCAGAGAUCCAGAAAAAAACACUAUUUACAUCCUAUUACACUAAUAGUUUCAACUCCGAGCGCCGCCAUCACUGUACUGAUAAUGACAUACAUAAACAUAUAUAUACAUAGACUCUGCAUAGUCUGCCUCCUGGCACCGGCUGCUAAGCUACUCUAUAUAUAUAUAUAUAUAUAUAUAUAUAUAUAUAUAUAUAUAUA
Astyanax mexicanus (Mexican tetra) is the source of this 1472-nucleotide messenger RNA. RefSeq names its product GTPase IMAP family member 5-like. Gene Ontology annotation, molecular function: GTP binding. Lineage: Eukaryota; Metazoa; Chordata; Actinopteri; Characiformes; Acestrorhamphidae. The coding region runs from base 149 to 922 and encodes 257 amino acids. The transcript is spliced from 2 exons. The record is from RefSeq and is a predicted model, not a curated record.